Molecule: messenger RNA, 447 nt
Organism: Macrosiphum euphorbiae (potato aphid)
Lineage: Eukaryota; Metazoa; Arthropoda; Insecta; Hemiptera; Aphididae
Source: the annotation of a GenBank genome assembly
AUGGCAUCUGGAGUAACCGUAGCGGAUGCUUGCAAAAAGGUCUACGAGGAGAUCAAAAAGGACAAGAAGCACAGGUACGUGGUGUUUCACAUCAAGGACGAGAAGCAGAUCGACAUCGAGGUGAUCGGCGAGCGCAACUCUACUUACGACCUGUUCCUAGAAGACCUACAAAAGGCCGGCCCGCAAGAAUGCCGUUACGGUCUGUUUGACUUCGAGUACACUCACCAAUGUCAGGGCACGUCCGAGAGCUCAAAGAAGCAAAAGCUCUUCUUGCUCUGCUGGUGCCCAGAUACUGCCAAAGUCAAGAAGAAGAUGGUCUACUCGUCCAGCUACGACGCGCUCAAGAAGUCACUGGUUGGCGUACACAAGGCGUUCCAGGCCACUGACCAUUCGGAAGCUUCCCAAGAAGUCAUCGAGGAGAAGCUCAGGUCCACCGACAGACAGUAA